AUGGUCUCAGUGAAAGAGCCUGAAGAGGGUCUCCUUCUCGAGUCUAGAGCAAGUGAGCCAAAAGAACAAGGAGGCGUCAGGGAUUCCACCUUCGAUCAGCAGUUUGCGAACAGUAACCGCAACAGCAUGGCAGACCAGGCACAGGCGCGCAUGCUGUCGGCUGCCUUUCCGACACCCCCGCCGUACUACAAGCACUUUACCAAGCAGAAUGUCACCAAAGUCCGCCAGAUUCGCAAAGAGGCUGCUACAAACACCAACCAAGUCGACGUGGAGUCGUUGCCCGCCGAGCUGCGAUACCUGAUCCCUCCCGAGCCACCGGCAGAUGGUCGCUACAAGAGCUUUGGAGCGCUACACGAUGUGCGUACCUUGACACGCGCCGUACUCCUCAACUUCCUCGAAUUGGUCGGCACUCUUUCUGUCAACCCUACACAAGGCCCGGAAAAGGUCGAGCACCUGCAAACUCUCUUCUACAAUCUGCACGACUUGAUCAAUCGCUAUCGUCCUCAUCAAGCACGUGAGAGUCUGAUCAUGACUAUGGAGGACCAGUUGGACAAGAUCAGAGCUCAGAUCAAGGGUGUCAAUGCCGCCAAGGAUCGCAUGCAACAAGUCUUGGGCGACAUACGCAGCAACGCCAUCUCGGACAACAUCGAAACACCCGCCAAACAAGAGAAGGCCUCAGAGUCAGAGGCACCUCGACUCACCGACAGCAUACACAAAGCCAUGUACGACGCCCUGGAACAUGAUCUCGACGAUUGA
Messenger RNA from Aureobasidium musti, 756 nucleotides. The record is from the annotation of a GenBank genome assembly. NCBI's taxonomy places the organism in Eukaryota, Fungi, Ascomycota, Dothideomycetes, Dothideales, Saccotheciaceae.